Condylura cristata (star-nosed mole) is the source of this 825-nucleotide messenger RNA. Its product is annotated as formin-like protein 18. The record is from RefSeq and is a predicted model, not a curated record. Bases 1 to 825 code for a protein of 274 amino acids. Lineage: Eukaryota; Metazoa; Chordata; Mammalia; Eulipotyphla; Talpidae. The transcript has a single exon.
AUGGGGGCAGGGAGGAUAAGAAACGUCCUCAAAAGUCGGGGCUUAUCACCCGGAGAUGCCUCCAGUGGAGUUGACAAAUCUCUCAAGUGGGAACUAGUCAGUUUUCCCUCCAAAGGGCCUCGGCGUGUGAGAGGAGGAGGGGGGAUGGGCAGGGGCCAUCAGGGGAGAAGUCUCCGGCCUUUCCACGUCUCUCAACACCAUCCCUUCCCCACCCCGCCUCCUCCUUCCCCGAAUCCUAAACAAUCCGGCAGGAGAGGGGCCCCGGGGGCAGGCAGGGCCGGCCGGCUCGGCCUUUGUGGCUCUGUCCUCGACGGUGGCGGGGAGACAGAGGGGGCGGGGACGCGGGCCGAAGACCCACAGCCGGGGCUUGACCCCCAGGUGCAUUGUCCGGCGGGGGCCGCCGGCCCGCCCCCUCCCCCCGGGGCCGCGACCCGGCCGCCACGGGCCCCCUCCCAGCGUCUCCCUCCGCCGGCCGUGCCGACCUCGCGGUCCCCAGACCAGGGGCCAGAUGUAGAAAGUAGUCCCCAGGCCGGCAGCGGCAGCGCUGUCCACUCCGCCGCCCCCGCCCCCUCCAGCCACCGCCUCACUCCGCCCCGGGGCCGGACUCUCAGGCCCCCUCCUCCCGCGAGCGGGUGUCCGUGCGCCGGCCUCACCGCGACCAGACACCAGCCGCCGGUCGCGCCGCGCCGCGCCAAGCCGGUAGGUGACGGAGCGGGAAGCCCAGGCUGCGCGCGUCCAGCUGCGGCGCGGGGAGCUCCCGAAGGCGGGGGCCGGCGGACAGCAGCUGCGAGCCGGCGGGGGAGCAUGCCCGCGCAGCCCCGCUGA